AAGCUUUAUUUGUUGCACUCAGUUGAACUUUAAAUUAAGAUUAUAUAGAUUCUAAGAAUUUUCUCUAAAAACCUACUAUUUAUUGUACAAAAAUUUAGUUUUUUAUCAUUAGUACACAGAGUACUAUAUAUAUAUAUUUUGUAGUAAAUUAUUAAAUAGGAUGUUUAUACGUUGGAAUAUUUUGUUGGCCCUGAAAAGGGCCGAUUGUUUAAAUUGUCAAAUGAGCAUCGUUUCCAAUUUACUUGGAGCUGGUGUACUUGGUGACGGCUUUGGUGCCUUCACUGACAGCGUGCUUGGCCAGUUCACCGGGGAGCAGGAGCCGAACGGCCGUCUGAAUCUCCCGGGAGGUGAUUGUCGAUCUCUUGUUGUAAUGGGCCAGACGCGAAGCCUCGGCGGCGAUGCGCUCGAAGAUGUCGUUUACAAAGCUGUUCAUGAUACUCAUGGCCUUGCUGGAGACUCCGGUGUCGGGAUGGACCUGCUUCAGCACCUUGUAGAUGUAGAUGGCGUAGCUCUCCUUCCUCCUCUUCUUGUGCUUCUUCUUGUCACCCUUGGUGAUGUUUUUAACGGCCUUGCCGGCUUUCUUGACUGCCUUUCCGCUUGCUUUAGGAGCCAUGGCGACAAUGGUAUUCGGUGUACGGACGUAGACUGAAUGGUGUCGGGACACGUAUGUCGGCGCUCUUUUAUUUGGGCCGCCGCAGCUGCGCCGAUCCGUUCAUCUGUCGCGCUCCCCCUCUACUCCGCGAACGAGCACAAUGGCUGGCUCGGCGCAGGGCCACCGGAGAGCAUAAAACAGUAGCUCCUGCCUGCAAGAGUCAACAGAUACACGAGCUUCGUCUGCUUAGCAAGUUGUACCUUAUUCUCCCUAUAACUCAUCAUGUCUGGACGCGGCAAAGGUGGUGGCAAAAUCAAGGGCAAGUCAAAGACCCGCUCCAACAGGGCUGGACUCCAGUUCCCCGUCGGACGUAUCCAUCGUCUGCUGAGGAAGGGCAACUAUGCCGAGCGAGUGGGCGCCGGUGCUCCGGUCUACCUGGCCGCCGUCAUGGAGUACUUGGCCGCUGAGGUCCUCGAGUUGGCUGGCAACGCCGCUCGCGACAACAAGAAGACGAGAAUCAUUCCUCGUCACCUCCAGUUGGCCAUCCGCAACGACGAAGAGCUGAACAAACUUCUUUCCGGAGUCACCAUUGCCCAGGGUGGUGUCUUGCCUAAUAUCCAGGCUGUUCUUCUCCCAAAGAAGACCGAAACAAAGAAAAGCAAUUCUCAAGAAUAUUAGAAUUGUUGAAAAAUAAUUCUACACAUGUUACACAACCGGCCCUUUUCAGGGCCAUCAAAUUUUUUUCAAACGUAAAGCAACUACUUAAUAAUUCAUCGAUUUGAUAAUUAAUAUUAAUUAAUUUGCGCAAUAUUCCCAUCCUUAAAAUCAAAAAUACCUUGACCAUCACCAUACUUAUAUGAAAAUAACAUUGCACAAUACACCAACGAUGUAAUAAGUACAUAACGAUCAACAAAUGUAAAACAAUAUCAAAACUAUAUACUAUAAUUAACAAGAAUAUCAACAGUUUAUCCAAAAAUAAUAAAGAUUUCGCAAUUCUGGCAUCAUGUAAAUGUUAUCAAUAAUAUUUAAAAUUUGAAUAUUGUAUUUAAAUAACCGAUAAA
This is a messenger RNA of Nasonia vitripennis (jewel wasp), 1653 nucleotides long. RefSeq names its product histone H2A. NCBI's taxonomy places the organism in Eukaryota, Metazoa, Arthropoda, Insecta, Hymenoptera, Pteromalidae. Gene Ontology annotation, molecular function: DNA binding; structural constituent of chromatin; protein heterodimerization activity. Gene Ontology annotation, cellular component: nucleosome. The coding region runs from base 875 to 1270 and encodes 131 amino acids. The transcript has a single exon. The record is from RefSeq and is a predicted model, not a curated record.